Messenger RNA from Dermochelys coriacea (leatherback sea turtle), 8219 nucleotides. It is a transcript of the gene OBSL1, whose product is annotated as obscurin like cytoskeletal adaptor 1. Bases 421 to 7623 code for a protein of 2400 amino acids. NCBI's taxonomy places the organism in Eukaryota, Metazoa, Chordata, Testudines, Dermochelyidae. The record is from RefSeq and is a predicted model, not a curated record. The transcript is spliced from 27 exons. Gene Ontology annotation, molecular function: protein binding.
UUUGGUCCUUGCAUGUUGACACUCUGGAGCUGUGCAGGCAGAGGUAGUGGGAGCAGGGUGACGGACGUGGGGACAGGGAAGCAGCGGAGCAAGGUGCGUAUGUGCCGGGAGGAGGUGCCAGGGCACAGCUGGGUUGGCGUGCAGGUGUGGGGCUCAGUGACAGGACAACGAGGAGCAGAGUUGGACGGACGGAUGGAGCGUGUGUGACUGACGGAGCAGCAGCGUUGCACGGACGGACGGACGGGGAAGAGGCUCUCCGAGCAGGGAGGACUUGCGGGCUCGUAGCUUGAGCCUACCUGAGGCAAAGGCGGUUCCGGCCCCGCUGGCCUGGUUCUGUGCCUGGCACUGUGUCUGGGCCCAGCUGCUGUCUUGGCUGAGCCCCUGGUGUGGGUCCCUGCAGUGCCCCAGCUGAGUCCUGAGAUGGAUGUGUUUGGGGGGGCCCCCCGGUUCCUUGCCUACCCCCGCACUUUCACAGUGCAGAGUGGUGCCGAUGCCAUCCUGAAGUGCCAGAUUGCGGGCGACCCACGCCCCAGCAUCAUCUGGGAGAAGGACAAAUCCCCGAUCACGCUGCUGGGCCGCUUCCAGGUUGAGGCCGAGGGGAAUGUGUACAGUCUGUCGAUUUCCCAGGUGACCCCAGCGGACAGCGGGCAGUAUAUCUGCAAGGCCAAGAACACCAUCGGGGAGACCUACGCUGCUGCCACACUCAAGGUGGAGGCAGGGGAGCUGCAGCAGGGGGAAGACCCUGAGGAUGUGCCCCCCGCCUUUCUGAGCAAGCCCCUGUCCUGGCAGGUCUGCAGGGGGGAGGAUGUGUUGUUCACCUGCAGGGUCUCAGGGCAGCCUUGCCCUGUGCUGCAGUGGGAGAAGGAUGGGUGCCAGCUGUCGGAUCUCUUUGAGAGCAGCCAUUUCUCCGUGGGGAGGGAGCCGGAAGACUGGCAUUUCCUGAAGAUCUUUAGCGCCCGGCCCCCGGACGGAGGGGUCUAUGUAUGCAGGGCAUGGAACCGCUCAGGGGAGGCCCUGGCAGCAGCUGUGCUCCUGGUUGACCCCAUGGCUCGUGGGCUGCCAGACGGCCCCUUCCUGGGCUCCCCCAGGAACUGCUGGCCCCUGAGCCAUUUCAGUAAGAAGCCGGAUCAGCAUGGUGACAGGAGACACUGCCACGGGCAGCGCUCCGUGCCCUGGCUGGCCCGGCCCAAUGGCGAGGUGCCUCCCAGCGCUCCCAAAGCCAAGGCAUUUGCUGUGAGCGAGGGGAAGCACGCCAAGUUCCGCUGCUACGUGACGGGUAAGCCGAAGCCCGAGAUUGUGUGGAAGAAGGACGGGAAAAUCGUUGCGCCAGACAGGAGGCACCUGGUCUAUGAGGACAGGGAAGGCUACUUCAUCCUGAAAGUGCUGUACUGCAAGGCCCGGGACCAGGGGCUGUACAUCUGCACUGCCUCCAACACGGCUGGCCAGACCCUAAGUGCGGUGCAGCUCCAUGUGAGAGAGCACCAGGUGCGGUUCCAGUUGCAGCUGGAGGAUGUGGAGGUGCAGGAGUGUGAGGACGCCGUUCUGGAGUGCAAGGUGCCCCUGGAAACCAUCCCCACGGCCUGGUACCUGGAGGACAAGCAGCUGCAGCCAAGCCACAAGUAUGUGAUUGAGGAGCAGGGCCUGGUGCGACGCCUGACCAUCCGUGACGCCCGCGCUGAUGACGACGGCAUCUACCUCUGCGAGAUGAAGGACAAAGGGCGCAGCAUUGCUGAAGUCUCAGUCAGAGGGGUGAUCGUGAAGCGGCUCCCACGAAAGCUGGAUGUCAUGGAGGGGGAGAAUGCUGCCUUCUGUGUGGAGACCCGGGACGCUGUGGAGGGAAUCUGCUGGAGCCGGAAUGGGCUGGAGCUGCGGGAGACACCAUGCACCGUGCUGAAGAGCUUUGGCAAAACCCACCUGCUGGUCCUGGUGCACGUGACGCGGGAGGACGCUGGGGUCAUCUCCUUCAGCGUGGGGGAGUCGCAGACGUCAGCCCAGCUCCGCAUCAAAUGUGCAAAGCGUGUUCCCCCGAGCGCGCCCGUGGCCGCCGAGAUGAGCACGGACCGCAACAACGCUGCCCUCCUGACGUGGUGCCCCGGGCCUGAUGUGCACAGGAGCCCCCCCAGCAGCUACGUCCUGGAGCGGCAGGAGGCUAGCACGGCCGAGUGGGUGCAGUGUCUUACCACGGACCUGGCCAGCAUGGUGGAGGUGCUGGGGGAUAGCGUGCCUGCCGAGGCAGACUACUGCUUCCGCAUAUGUGCUGUCAACAAGUACGGGAGGAGCAGGCCCGUGGAAUUUCCUGGCUCUGUGCACCUUGUCCCUGUAGCCUGCGUGCGGAGAGCCCUGAAGGACGUGCAGGUGCAGGUGGGCCAGGAUGCCCAGUUCUCCCUGGAGCUCUCGGCCUCCGUGGCAGGGAACUGGUUCCUGAACAGGGCGAAGCUGCAGGAGGAAGAGGAAGGCCAGAGCUACUGCAUAAAGCGCAGCGGGACCGAGCACUCCCUGCUGCUCCGUGGUGUGCGGCUGGCGGAAAGUGGGGCCGAGGUCACGUUUGUGUCCAGCGGCGUGCGGGACUCUGCCACUCUGUGGGUGCAAGCCCCGCAGGUGCGCAUCGCCCCGGUGCCCGAGGCCCAGCGCCUCCGGGAGCUCCUGGCAGGGCUGCCCUUGCUCUUGGAGUGUGAGGUCUCCACGCCCGACGCCCCUGUGCGGUGGCUCAAGGACGGGGAGGCUGUGCCCUCGGACAAUGUCGUCACCCUGCAGGCAGAAGGCUGCACCAGGAGGCUGUGUAUCCACUCUGCCCGCCCCUCGGAUGCUGGGACAUACACGUGUGAUGCAGGCGAGGAUGCGCUGAGCUUCACAUUGACCGUGACUGAGCCAUCCGUAAGGAUCGUCAGCUCUAACGAGGACGCCGCACACACCUACCUGGCCUCGGAGCGCAUGGUGCUGGCGUGCGAGCUGUCCCAUGCCAAUGCCCCAGUGCAGUGGUACAAGGACGGGGUGGAGGUGGAGGAGGGCGAGGGCCUGCUCUUGGAGUGCGAAGGGCCCCAUCACAGGCUCGUCAUCCCCUCAGCCCAGCCACAGGACACAGGCGAGUUUGUGUGUGAUGCGGGCGGCGACUCCGUCUUCUACAACAUCACGGUGACAGAGCUGCCUGUGAGGAUCAUCAGCUCUAACGAGGAUGCCGCGCACACCUACCUGGCCUCGGAGCGCGUGGUGCUAGCGUGUGAGCUGUCCCGUGCCAACGGCCCGGUACAGUGGUACAAGGACGGGAUGGAGGUGGAGGAGGGAGAGCACUUGCUCCUAGAGUGCGAAGGGCCCCAUCGCAGGCUCGUCAUCCCCUUGGCCCGGCCACAGGACACGGGGGAGUUUGUGUGCGAUGCGGGCAGUGACUCCGUCUUCUACAACAUCAUGGUGACAGAGCCACCCGUAAGGAUCGUCAGCGCUAACGAGGAUGCCGCGCACACCUACCUGGCCUCGGAGCGCGUGGUGCUGGCGUGCGAGCUGUCCCGUGCCGAUGGCCCUGUGCAGUGGUACAAGGACGGGGUGGAGGUGGAGGAGGGCGAGGGCCUGCUCCUGGAGUGCGAAGGGCCCCAUCACAGGCUCGUCAUCCCCUCGGCCCGGCCGCAGGACACGGGGGAGUUUGUGUGUGAUGCGGGCGGCGACUCCGUCUUCUACAACAUCACGGUGACAGCCCCGCAGGUGCGCAUCGCCCCGGUGCCCGAGGCCCAGCGCCUCCGGGAGCUCCUGGCAGGGCUGCCCUUGCUCUUGGAGUGUGAGGUCUCCACGCCCGACGCCCCUGUGCGGUGGCUCAAGGACGGGGAGGCUGUGCCCUCGGACAAUGUCGUCACCCUGCAGGCAGAAGGCUGCACCAGGAGGCUGUGUAUCCGCUCUGCCCGCCCCUCGGAUGCUGGGACAUAUACGUGUGACGUGGGUGAGGAUGCGCUGAGCUUCACAGUGACUGUGACCGAGCCGCCUGUGAGGAUCGUCAGCUCUAACAAGGACGCUGCGCACUCCUACCUGGCCUCGGAGCGCGUGGUGCUGGCGUGCGAACUGUCCCGUGCUGACGGCCCAGUGCAGUGGUACAAGGACGGGGUGGAGGUGGAGGAGGGCGAGCUCCUGCUCCUGGAGUGUGAGGGGCCCCAUCGCAGGCUCGUCAUCCCCUCGGCCCAGCCGCAGAACACGGGGGAGUUUGUGUGCGACGCGGGCGGCGACUCCGUCUUCUACAACAUCACGGUGACAGAGCCCCCAGUGAGGAUCCUGCGCCCCCAGGAGCGCUCCCUGGAGCUGCGAGCUCUGGCGCUGCAGUGCCUGGAGCUGAGGUGUGAGCUGUCUAGCGCAGAUGCCCAGGUGUGCUGGUUCAAGGACGGGCUGGAGGUGGAUGAGACAGAGAACCUGCUGCUGCGGGCAGAGGGGGCCCAGCGCUGGCUGAUUGUCCCACAGGCCCAGGCCGAAGAUGCCGGCGAGUACAUCUGUGAGACAAGGGACGAGUCUGUCUCCUUUGACAUCAAGGUGUCAGAGCCCCCAGUGAAGAUCCUGCAGCCGCGGCGAGCUCCCCCAACUCUGAAGGCUGUCCUAGGGGAGACAGUGACUCUGGCCUGCGAGCUCUCACGUGGGAACGUGCCAGUGCAGUGGGUUAAGGAUGGCACCAGGCUGGAGCCUGGGGGCAGCCUGAUCCUGGAGGAGGAGGGUACCCAUCGGCGGCUGGUCAUCCCUGCUGCUGGAGUGGAGCAUUCCGGGAAGUACGUCUGCGAUGUGGCUGAUGACACCAGGACGUUUACUGUCCAAGUGUGUGAGCCCCCUGUGCGCAUUGUGAGGAGCAAGCGGGUCCGGGAGCAGCAGUGCCUGGUGGCCGGUGAUGACUUGGUGGUGGGCUGCGAGGUGUCUCGGCCCAGCGCUGCCGUCCGCUGGCUCAGGGAUGGCCAGGAGCUGGUGGCCAGUGAACGAGUCCGGAUCGAGGACCGGGGAUCUUUCAGGCAGCUGACCAUCCUUGGGGUCCGGCCCAGCGACUCUGGCUCCUAUGUUUGUGAUGCUGUCGGUGACCGAAUGGUGACGGCCGUGAAGGUGGCAGGCCCCCCCAUUCGGGUUGUGAAUAAGGAGGAGGCCAAGACGCCCGUGGAGGUCCUGGAAGGGGAGAGUGUCACGCUGGUUGCCCGGCUCUCCCAGGAGCAGGCUCCUGUCCAAUGGCUGAAGAACAAGCGGGCGCUGCGCUCCGGGGCGCGGCUCCUCCUGAGCAGCCAGGGGCCCUCGCGCAGACUCACCAUCAAGCAGACGGAGCCGGGCGACAGCGGCACCUUCAGCUGUGACACUGGGGACGACGAGGUGCACUUCACCCUGCGAGUGAGAGAGGCUCCAGUGGUGUUUGUGAAAAAGCAGGAGAAGCCGGAGAAGGUGCUGGUGCUGGAGGGGGGCAGUGCCGUGCUCUCAGCCAUUGUCUCCAAGGAGCAGGCCCCAGUGAGCUGGAGGGGCCCCCGGCAGCCCCUGGCAGCAGGGCAGCGUUGCGAGCUGCGGCGAGAGGGCCGGGUGCACAGCCUGGUGCUGAGCAACGUGGGCAAGGAUGACGCCGGCCUCUACACCUGCCUGUCCCGCCAUGACCAGAUGCAGUUUGAAGUGAGCGUGAAAGAGCUGCUGGUGAAAUUUGUGCGAGGCUUGUCGGAUGUGCAGGCGCAUGUGGGCGAGACGGUGCUGCUGUGGUGCGAGCUGUGCAAGGCCAAGGGGCAGGUGGCGUGGCUGAAGGAUGGGCAGGAGCUGGAGCCCAGCGGCAGGUGGGAGAUCAAGGCAGAGGGGCGGGAGCGCUCCCUGGCGCUGAGCAAUGUGGGGCCUGAGGACGCCGGCGAGUACUCCUGCGAAUCCAAGGAUGACCGGACGCUGGCCACGCUGACUGUGCAGGUGCCCAGGGUGGUGGAGAUCAUCUCAGAGCUGCACAACCUGACAGUGCUGGAGGGGGAUGAUGCCACCUUCAAGUGCCUGGUGUCCCCGGAUGACGUGGCCCUGACGUGGCAGCUGAACGGCCAGGCUGUCACCCCCGGCGAGCGACUGGUGGUGACCAGGAACGGACUGUGCCACGCCCUGACCAUCCGGCAGUGCCAGCUGGGAGACGCAGCCACCGUGACAGCCCGUGCUGAGGGUCUUGUGAGCACAGCCCGGCUGAGUGUGCAAGAGGCCCAGGUGCUGUUUGUGCGGAAGCUGCAGGAUGUGGUGGCCGAGGAGCUGCAGGACGCGCUGCUGGAGGUGGAGCUGAGCCGCGAGGCCGGCGAGGUGCAGUGGCUGAAGCAGGGGGUGCUCAUCCAGCCGGGCAGCAAGUACCAGCUGCAGGAGGCCGGGUGCAGACGGGGCCUGACCAUUCGCAGCCUCAGCCCCUCGGACCGUGGCACCUACCGCUGCGAGAGCCUCCACGACCGGACGCAGGCCAAGCUGAGCGUGGAGCCCCGAAAGGUGUCUUUGCGGAAGCCACUGUUGGAUGUGGAGACCUUUGAGAAGGAGACGGCCACGUUCCAGCUGGAGCUGUCCCAUGCUGACGUGCCCGGGAUGUGGAUGCGGGACGGCAUCCGGGUGAAGCCAAGCCGGACCUGCCGGGUCAGCACCACAGGCUGCGUGCACAGCCUGACGUUGCUGGGGCUCACACUGGAGGAUUCGGGCACUGUCACCUUCACCGCCGACACCCUGCGUUCCAGUGCCCGCCUGACCGUCAGAGAGCCACCAGUUGCCAUGGUGAAGGCCCCCCGGGAUGUGGGUGUCCCUGAGACAGGGGCUGCCAGCUUCGAGUGCGAGCUGUCCCGCCCCAUUGCGGAGGUGAAGUGGUACAAGGAUGGGACGGUGCUCCGAGCGGGGCCCAAGUGCCGCAUCUACUCAGUGGGCCGGCGGCGCUUGCUGCAGCUCAGCCGCUGUAGCCUGGACGACGCAGGGGAGUACACGUGUGAUGCAGGGGACUGCCGGGCCUCCGCCACACUGCGGGUCUACGAGCGCCAGGUGCAGAUUGUGCAGGAGCUGGUGGACGUGCUUGUGCGUGAGAACGAGAACGCCGUCUUCACCUGCCAGGUGUCGCACGAGGACGUGAAGGGCGAGUGGUUCAGAGGCAAUGAGAAAAUCAAAGUCACCAGCGCUGUGAAAAUUCGGCAAGAGGGCCCCAGGCACUUCCUGCUCAUCUGCAACGUGCGCCCGGAGGACGCGGGAUGCAUCCGGUUUGUCGCCAAGGCAGCUGCCUGCGAAGCCCGCCUGCAGGUGGAGGCACUCCCUGUCCGGAUCGUAAAGCCGCUGCGCGACAAGACGGCGCUGGCGCGGCACAAGGCCACGCUGGAGUGCACAGUGUCGCAGGCGCGGGGCCGCGUGCGCUGGUUCCGCGGAGACACUGAGAUCUUCGCCAGCGACAAGUACGAGAUCUGCAGCCUGGACAGCUCUCGAACCCUCAUCAUCCACCGGGGGGGCCCGAGGACGAGGCCUCGUACACCUGCGACGCCUUUGACGACCGCUGCACCGCGCGGCUGCUGGUGGAGGGGCAUUAGGUGCUGGCAACAGAGGAGCCCGACCGCAGCUGGACAGAUGGGUCCUGGCUGGCCACAGCGGGGGCUGUCCAUUAACCACUCCAGUGCCCCACGUUGCUGGGGGAUGUCCUGCUGCCCCCCCACCCCCUGAGCGGGGCAGUGCCCUGAGUAAGCAGGGCUGCCCGGUCCUGGGCAGGGGGUGCUCUGGGGUGACCCCCAUUCCCACUGCAGCUGAAUUGACCUUCCAGUGGGACCCUACACUUCCCUGUUCCUCAGCAACAUGAGGGCAGGCCUCCAUUUCCGCUCCCCACACCCGCACCUUGCGACAGAGGGGCUGCGGGGGGAGCAGCUGUGGGGCCUGGCAGUGAGUCACUAGCCUGGGGACCAGGGAAAGGCCCUGCUUCUCCUCCACAAAGCCCCAUGGGGACAUGGGCAGAAAAGGAACUGGGUUGGCAAUUCUCCCUGGGGUGGGGGUGCUGAGCCCCAACAGGGGCUCCUCCAGCAGCUUCCACACGCUUGGGUGGGUCAGCGCUGGGGAGGAGGGUGGGGGGGGGCUGGGUCUUAACAGAGAGGGAACUGUAGCCAGAUGGUGCCCUUGUGUGGGUGAGGGAGCAGGUGUCCCCUGCCCCCAGCACCCACAGACUCUCCCUCCAUCCCCCGUCCUGUACACCUCCAAAUCACCUGGCAGUGCUCCCGCCCGUGACGAAUUAGGAAAGUUCUUCAUGUUUUCUCUGAAUAUUGUGUGUU